Molecule: messenger RNA, 1997 nt
Organism: Chaetomium strumarium
Lineage: Eukaryota; Fungi; Ascomycota; Sordariomycetes; Sordariales; Chaetomiaceae
Exons: 2
Coding region: 189-1532 (447 amino acids)
Source: RefSeq, a predicted model, not a curated record
CCGGGGGCUUGACUGGACGGGUUUAUUAUCGGCCAUCCAACGCCGAGUUUGCACCUCUUUCCUGCAACUUUGCGCGUGCGAUCUCCUCUCCGAGACUUUCUGCAUCUGGUUGUCUGUGUGCGCUUGAACACCCGUUGCCUAUUAGAUUAACGUCAAGUUUCUUUCAUACCGUCAACCAAGUCACAAAAAUGUAUACGUCGCCAGUCAAACGCCGUGUCCUCGGCGCUUUGGAUCCCAACGCGUGCUCGCCCAAGGCCAGCCCGUCCAAGAUCAAGCGUGACAUGAAACACGCGGCAACGAGUCCGGUCAAGGCAAAGGCCGUCGGGCGGCGGCAAACGGAACCGGUUGCAUCUUUGGGUGCAGCAUCCCCUCUUCCGGCAUCACCACGCAAGCCGGAGCGGGACAUUGAUUCGAGGAAACGCCUUUCCCUCACCCCGCUGAUGGGUUCGCUUGUCGAGGGCAACGAUCGUGACGAGCGAGCGCCCAAGAGGCCGCGUGUCGAGAGUUCCAGAGAAGACGCCCGGCGCCAGGAACCGCCUGCUCACACUGGAACUCCGCCCUCAUCAACCUCCACCAUCAGGUCGACGGCGACGCGCGGCCGCUCUGCGUCCCCCGAUACAGCUUCCCUCUUCGACACGGCAGCCGACAAUUCUCAAGCCACGGUUGUUACUGAGCCCGACACGACUGCGCCGGCAGCAGCGGCAGCAGCACCCGUUGUGGCGCCGCCGCCGCGGAGACGAUUGACGCGUGAGCAGGCUAGAGAGGUAUGGCUUUUUCUUCUUUUUUUCUCACCUUUCCCUCUCUUUUCCUUUCAGUCACCACAAGUCAGCCUGGCACGAUCCAUGAAUGCUAAGUAUGACCCUCACGGGGAACAGAAAGCCGAAAUUCUCCGCCUGCGACUAGGCCUCGCGAGCUAUAAAGUCCGCACGGGCCAGACCGAUGUGCCGCUGGAGAGGUUAGAGGCCAGGCUCGGCCUACAGAGAAGCCUGACGCGCUCGGGGCCCGGUUCCUUCCCUCACGGCCACGGCCAGACCACUACCGCCUCCGUCUCGACUUCGUUCCCACCGCCGUCGGGUCAUGGCCAAGGUCCGGGCAGGAGAAGGCCGCUGCCUGGUGCGCCGGUGCGGAGGCCGGCUAGUAUCGGUGCUGAGCCGCAGCAUCGAAAUCGAGACAGGGCUGAAAGGCAUGCUGGUGAGGGCGCCGGCGGUAGCCGUAGCAGGGUGCUUGGCGCGGAAGGCAACCGACGGGGACGGCAAUUUCUGCAGGAGGAGCAGCGGCCACAUCAUCGAGCACGGCAACAAGAGGAAGAUGAAGAGGAGGAAGACGAUGCUCGGCUUGAUGACGGAAGGAGGCCGUCGGUGAAUGGAGGCUUGGCGAGACCACGCUCGCCUGCUGCCGAUGCCAGGGCGUUAUCUUCGCCGAGAAGUAGUCUCGUUGAGGAGGACGAAGAAGAGGAGGGCCUGGUGGGCGGUGGUGAUGAUGUGCGCCGAGGCGGAGCCGCGAGUGGGCUGCUCAGCUUGGCGAAGAGCUAGAAGCUUCGGACGAAGGACUGGGCGACAAAGCCCCGUCGCGGUCGGCGCCAGGGCGAUCUGGGUUGGUCUUGAGGGAGUGAGUACAUGAACAAAGCAGGAACGGGACGGGGCUGCUUGUGGUUUGAGAUCUUUUACUGUUGGGAAAGCUCUCUCUGGUCUUGGAGAGUAAGCGUUGCCGGAAUAUGCAUGUGUUGGCACCACUGUCGAGGCGCAAUCCGGUUGCAGAGCCAGGCAUGGGUAUUUUGUAUUGUACAUGAGGGCUAUCUAGACGUAAUGUUGCCAGCACGUUGUGCUGCUGUAUUGGUCAGAUGCUUGAGUUGGCUUCCUGACCGCACCGCGCCACGUAUGGAUAGGAUAGGCGUGUCCCAUGUCGAGGAUCCAGCCCGGUUCGCCAACAAAACAGACCAAGUCCUCCAAAUACUGUAUUUACUUGUAUGUACAUACAACAUAGGUGGUACUUCAGCU